GCCAUUACGGGAUGCAAAUCUAUUUUGUAUCCUGAUGUAAAAUCUUAGAAAAAUAUUAUGUAUAGCCCCUUAAUAUGCCUUAAAAGCAUACAUUGUUAAAUAGUGAUACUUAAAUGAUUUUAGAUAAUACGUACACACUUAAAAGUACACAGAAAUACAUUUACAUUCAAACCUUCGCUUCUAAAGCAAGUAUGUUUAUUUCAAACUAGCAAAUGGAAAAUGAAGUUAUCCCAUCAACUUUCAAGAAAAAUAGCGUUCUUCACAACUUCUACGCAAUAAUUGAAGUCUCCGGACAUCACAGGGGGCGGCAUGUCGUGCACGGUGGUGACGGAGCCCGGCGAGCGCGACGACAAGACGCUGCUCAUCCUGUGGGAGAACGAGGGCAACAUCUCCAUCGACGAGGAGACGCUCGAGAAGCUGUCCGAGACGGAGGCGCGGCCGGUGAGCGUGCUGCGCCUGUCAGCUGCGCCCGUGGAGCAGGGGCUGGCGGACGGCGUGGGCAGCAUCAGCAUCACCGUGAAGGAGGUGUGCCCCGACAUCAUGGCGCGCCUCGUGGAGCCGGGGGGCGACCCCGGCCAGGAGGGGGUGGCCGUCCAGAGUCUCCAAGACAUCCUGUCCCCGGACGAGCGCGCCUCCUUCCUCAGCUGGACGGUGGCGUUGGACCACUGGUACACGGGGGAGCCCCUGCCGCCCGCACCGUCCUUCCUGGGCCCCAUGCUCGAGGCGGGCAGUGAGCAGCCCUCCCCCUUGUCCCCAGCCGAGGAGGCCCGGCCCGCGGUUACACCUGCCGUCUCCCCGGUGCUGCUGUCCCCGGCGCUGACGCCCACCCGCGGCCGAGGCCGGGUGAGUGCCGGGCGUCGCCGAGGAUGUUGGGUGACUCAGCUUCAUUGAAGUUUUAAUCACAAU
Molecule: messenger RNA, 906 nt
Organism: Bacillus rossius redtenbacheri
Lineage: Eukaryota; Metazoa; Arthropoda; Insecta; Phasmatodea; Bacillidae
Exons: 4
Coding region: 310-891 (193 amino acids)
Source: RefSeq, a predicted model, not a curated record